Molecule: messenger RNA, 738 nt
Organism: Adineta steineri
Lineage: Eukaryota; Metazoa; Rotifera; Eurotatoria; Adinetida; Adinetidae
Source: the annotation of a GenBank genome assembly
AUGAGUGAUACAAAUAUGACUGGCGCUGCAACGUCAUUAACGGUAGCAGUGGAGAAAUCAAAUGAUCCUUUUGGUCCAGGUGAUCUAUUGUAUUGGAAAUGUGAAUAUGAAAAAGCCAAAGAAUAUUUUCAAGCAGUUUUAAAUCAACCAGCAAUAACUCUUAUUGAAUCAGCUCGAUGUUGUAAUUCACUCGGUGCAACCAAUGCUAAAUUACAAAAUUAUGAAGAAGCAUUAGAUAAUUAUCAUAAACAGCUGAAUCUAUUACUAAAACUGCAAACGUCAGAAAAGAUAACGAAUGAUAUUAUAAAAUGUUAUAUGUCAAUCGGAAAGGUCUAUUGUUUAAAACAAGAUUAUGUCGAAGCUAUUAACUAUUACAAUCGAGCACUUGGCCUUGUUCUCACCAUCACAUCAGCUUCGGAUCUCAAAUCAACUAUUUACAAGGAUUUAGCUAAUCUAUAUACAAAAACACAAAAAUUUGACUUAGCAACAAAAUACUUUACAAAAGCACUUGAGAUAGAUCAACAGCAACUUGGAGAAGAUCAUCCAAAAUUUGGACAAACAUAUGCAAAUAUGGGAGCUAUGUGCUGUCGUCAAGAAAAUUAUGAACAAGCAUUAGAUUAUUUUUUAAAAGCACGUGAAAUAUGGGAGAAAUCUCUGACAUCAAGCCAUAUUUAUGUUGAAUCUAUGAACAAGACAAUACAGAAGGUUCAAUCAAAACUAAGUAUGUACAUAUCCUGA